This is a messenger RNA of Seriola dumerili (greater amberjack), 2854 nucleotides long. Its product is annotated as serine/threonine-protein kinase SBK1-like. The transcript is spliced from 4 exons. Gene Ontology annotation, molecular function: protein serine/threonine kinase activity; ATP binding. The record is from RefSeq and is a predicted model, not a curated record. Gene Ontology annotation, biological process: peptidyl-threonine phosphorylation; peptidyl-serine phosphorylation. Lineage: Eukaryota; Metazoa; Chordata; Actinopteri; Carangiformes; Carangidae. The coding region runs from base 57 to 1322 and encodes 421 amino acids.
CGACGUCUCCUCAGCUCGUUCAAGACUCAGGUGUUGUCUGGAUGGACUGAUAUUGCAUGCAGCGCAUUUUCAAAGGAACAUCUGUCUCCAGACCAGCCCUCGACCCCGGCCCAUCCCGUCCUGCCACAAGAAUGAACUCCUCGACCCAUGGCUCCCGUGCCUCCAUCGACAUCCUGGAGGAGCUCCAGCUGAUCGCUGCAGAGAACCUGGAGAAGCUGGACAUCAACAAAUACUAUGAGGUCGUCCGGGAACUGGGCAAGGGCACCUACGGGAAAGUUGACCUGGUCAUCCACAAAAUCAGAGGCACAAAAAUGGCCCUGAAGUUUUUGAGGAAGAAGACCACCAAGCUGAAGAGCUUCCUGCGAGAGUACAGCAUCUCCCUCUACCUGUCACCCUGUCCGUUCAUCAUCAACAUGUAUGGCAUCGCCUUCGAAACGGACGAGUACUACAUCUUCGCUCAGGAGUACGCUCUGGCCGGAGACUUGUUUGACAUCAUCCCUCCACAGGUGGGACUCCCUGAGACGGUGGCUAAGCGCUGUGUGCACCAGGUGGCCAUCGCCCUGGAUUACCUGCACUGUAAGAAGCUGGUCCACAGGGACAUAAAGCCCGAGAACAUCCUCAUCUUUGACAAAGAGUGCAGAAAGGUCAAGCUGUCGGACUUUGGCAUGACACGGCGUGCCGGCUCUCCGGUGAAGCGCGUGAGCGGUACAAUCCCGUACACGGCGCCCGAGCUGUGCGACACCUCGCGGCACGAGGGCUUCUGUGUGGACUACAGCACGGAUGUGUGGGCGUUUGGUGUGUUGCUCUUUUGCAUGCUGACAGGAAACUUCCCCUGGGAGAAGGCCAUGCCGAACGACGCCUUCUACGAGGAGUUUGUCCGCUGGCAGCGUCGCCGGACGGGCACGGUGCCUUCACAGUGGCGCCGCUUCACCGACGAAGCUCUACGAAUGUUUCGCCGGCUCCUCUCCAUCGAGCAGGAGCGUCGCUGCUCCGUCAAAGAAGUCUUCAGCUACUACAACCAGUGCUGGAUGUUGGACACGGAGAACGGGAACAGCAGCAGUGGAGGUUUGGCGAACAGCGCUCCUCCUCUGGACAUCAGCUCGUCGUCGUCUGAAGAAGACGUGUUGGUGGACAGACUGAAGCAACAGAGCCUGUCACCUGCCUGUGUGGUGGCGAAAGGGAGCAUCAUGAUGGACACCAACUACUCCUCCAUGUCCACUAACAGCUCGCCGUCCUCCACCGGCAGCUACGAGCGGGUCAACAGAGAAAACAACGAAAGGGGACGCAUCCUGGUGACCACACCCAUCGAGAUCUGUGUGUAGAGGCCGCUGAUGCUGUUUUACAGGCUACCUGCUCACACGUGAGGCUGGUGUGAGCUGAGGAGGAAGAUUUCUCCGAGUAUGAGAAACAGGAGAAAGGUAGAUGAGGGAAGUGUGCCGACAGGUGUUUGGCGUCGGGGAAACUAUCAACAGUCUGACAUAAGUUGUAGCUUCACUGCGGAUUUAAUCAUUUCUGAUGAAGACGAACUCUGAGGAAAUGACCAGUGAGACAAUCACACGCUGUAGCCUCCUGUAUGUGGUCUAUACUUCAGUUACUGAACCAGUACAAGGCACGAAUUUCUGCAGACACCUGUAAAGAAAAAAAAAAAACUGAAGGGAGAGCAACAAAAACGAACAACAUAAUCCAUAAGCAAUAUGUUCAGAUGUUCUGGAACAACCCAAUCACUGCAAAAAUAAUCUGAAGAAGAAGAGAAGGAUGUGAUUGGCUUUCAGUUAGAUGAUUUGUGCAUAAAAGACUGAUGGUACUAUUGUGUGUUUAUUGUAGUGUACCAUUUUCAUGUUUGGUAGAUAUGUUUUUUGUGAAGUGUGUGUUUUCUUAUUUUUAUUUGGACUUAAAUUAUUUAUUUAUGUCAGAUGCAUAUAUUUAUGAUUUGUUUUAUUGAGUGGCAGAAAUCUGAACCCUGCUUUUUUAUUUUCUCUCUGAGAAAUAGAAUUAAAAUUAAUGAAAAUUUGAAUUGCUUAAAAAAACAAAAAAAAAGAAAAACAGUAGAAGCAGGCCAUUUUGGCUUUCACACAGCUACAUUUUUCUUUAAACUAUUUGUCAUCAUGUUGUUGUUGUUGUGGUCUCUCAUAAAAGUAGAUGUAUGUAGACUGUUUUUCUCUCCCAAAAUGUCCCCCCUUCAUGUUUGAACCCACUGUACAGUAGCAAUCAACAAUACAAGUGGCUGAAAACACCUCGUGGUCAGCAGCAAGUGUUAUUAUUAGGUAUCCUCUUAUUUUUCUAACCAGUCCUCCCAUUAAACUGGGACCAUAACUGAAUACUGCUGCAGCACAGUUAUCAAACACUUUUCUAACCAUUUGUAAGGUGGUGAAUUAACUAAAAAGUAAAUUUCCUUUGUGAUCACGUACAGUCAACUACUUGCAUACCAAAAAUAAUCCUAAUUUUUCUAGUUGCAUGGUUAAUAAAGAACAUGGAAAUUGUAGGCUACCUUUCAUUGAGCAGUUACCUAAUUAUCUAAGAAGUGAUAAAUUUGGACUUCUUUCUGAAAAAUAGGCAAUAUCCUGGAAAGGUCCUAAACAUUUAACAGGCUAUGCCGACUGAAUAGUGACUGAAUAAAAUAUGAAUUCUGUAAAUGGGGAUAUCUAACAUUUUUCUGCCCCCUUAACCUUUUAUUCCAGUUUUUGCCGUAUUAUUCAUUGGAAAGCUAAUGUGAAAUGGGACGGACGAAUGUAGAAAACACAAAAGUCUUUUGGAUUUUGGGGAUUAAAAUGUUUAAGAAAUCUCAGUCUCCUUUUGUGUUUUUCAGAAGUAUUGCAUGAAUAUUAAUGUGGUGAAAAUUUGUUGAAAUAAAUAC